UUUUUUUUUUUAAAUUGAGAAAAAAGGUGUCUUUGAAAACUAUAAACUUUUGAUUUAAGUUUUCUUUAUCGACUUCAAAUAAAUAAAUAAAAAAAGAAUAACAACAGAACGUAGUUUUCAAUUCUGGAAAACGAUUAAAAAAAAAAAAAAAAAAGAAAAGUUAUCUAACAUGGGAAGAAACGUGGGAUACCUCGCCCUGACCGUUUUGCUUACCUGCACCUUUGUUUUGGGAAAAACUCUCGCCCAAAAAGGCUGGCAGUUCGUGGAGAGCCCUGGGAAUGUGACCUCGUCUCUGGGGAAGCCCGUGAGACUGCGCUGCGGGAUCCGGGGUUUCGGGGAGCCCCCAGAGAUCAUCUGGACGAGAGACGGGGAGCCCCUGGAAAUGUCCGACACCAACCAGUUGACCCUGCACCUGGGGGAGGAGGAGGAGAAGAUAAUGUCAGUCAGCGAGCUGCGGAUCUCAUCUGUCCAACUGUCUGACAUGGGGGGGUACCGCUGUGCCCUGACAGAGGAGGAGGGAGAGCUCCUCUCUGAAGAGGGCUACCUGGAGCUGGAAGGUAGGGACCCCCAGCAGGACUCUCCUGUGAUUCAGACACCCAAGAAUUGGUCUGCCCGCGGCACAGAGAAGCAUUGUGUGACCCUGCGGACUCGCCCUGACAGGGUGACCUCAAACGCGCUCUCACUCAGGAGAGACUGCUUUAAUAUUGAGAGAGUGACUUGCUGUCUUUCGUCCUGUCCUGUUGUCUGUCUGUCUGCCUGUCUGACAGGGCUCAACAGGAGCAGUUCGUUCUCGUGUGAAGCUCACAACAGGAAAGGGGUGGCUACGUCCACGACGGGCACAGUCACAGUUAUCCCAGACAAACCUCAGAAACUCAAGCUACACUCAAGAACCAACCAGUCACUGGAGAUCUCGUGGGAGCCUGGAUUCGGAGGGGUGUACCCCAUUACUGUGUACUCCAUACAGGCCUCCGAGCUAUCGGCAGGUCACGUGAUCUACAAUCAGAACAUCAAGGCCCCGCCCCCGCGUCACGUGAUCCCGGGCCUGGUUCCGUUCACGGAGUACCGCGUCCGUCUGUCCUGCCUCAGCAGCGAGGGGGUCUCGGAUUGGACAGACUGGGUGACCAUGGCAACGCUGGAAGGAGUUUGUUCACGCUCAAGCGAGGGCGGUUACAGUCGCACCCAAGUAUGCCCGAGUUUCGCUCCCGCCAAUGUCAGCGUGGAGUUCAACGGCAGCCUCGCUCUGGUGAAGUGGGAGGAGCCAGUGGGCCGGUUGAACGGAAUUCUGAGAGGAUAUCGGCUGGCCUAUUGGAGCCAGGAACCAGGAGAGGUGAGGUUGCCAGUAUCCCCGGGUGAGUUCUCCUGGCACUGGUGGUACGUUGUCAUGGCUGUUUCCGUGGCGAUCGCCUGCACGGUCAUGGUCGCCGUGUACAUUGCCCGACUCCACAAGAAAGAGGCGCAAUACAAGGAAGCGUUCGAGCCGAUGACGGAGAGAGGGGAGCUGGUGGUGCGCUACCGAGCGCGGCGUUCCUACAGCCGCAGAACCACAGAAGCCACGCUGAACACUCUGGGCAUCAGCGAUGACCUCAAAGAGAAGUACUGCACGCUCCCUCCAUCCCUCCCUCCCUCCAUCCCUCUGAAACUCACACCAGCAGAGACUCUGGGAGAAGGAGAGUUUGGCUCUGUGAUGGAAGGGCAGCUCAGUCAGGAGGACUACGUCCUCAAAGUUGCCGUGAAGACCAUGAAAAUAGCUAUCUGCACACACAGUGAGAUGGAGGAUUUUCUUCGGGAAGCUGCCUGCAUGAAGGAGUUUGAUCAUAGCAACGUCAUGAGACUGAUCGGCGUGUGUCUGCAGAGUGUGGAGAGUGAGGGGUACCCCUCCCCGGUGGUGAUCCUGCCCUUCAUGAAGCACGGAGACCUGCACAGCUACCUGCUCUACUCCCGGCUCGGGGACAGCCCUGUGUACCUGCCUGUGCCAAUGCUUGUGAAGUUCAUGACGGACAUCGCUCGAGGGAUGGAGUAUCUGAGCAACAAGAACUUUAUUCACCGUGACCUGGCUGCUCGGAACUGCAUGUUGAAUGAGAACAUGACGGUGUGCGUGGCUGACUUCGGGCUCUCUAAGAAGAUCUACAAUGGGGAUUACUACCGGCAGGGACGGAUCUCCAAGAUGCCGGUGAAGUGGAUUGCCAUCGAGAGCCUGGCCGACCGGGUCUAUACGAGCAAGAGCGACGUGUGGUCGUUCGGGGUGACGAUGUGGGAGAUUUCUACCCGGGGUCAGACCCCCUACCCAGGCGUUGAGAACAGUGAGAUCUACGACUACCUACGGCAAGGGAACCGACUGAAGCAGCCGCCAGAUUGCCUGGACUCCAUCUACACCUUGAUGUUCUCCUGCUGGCUGCUGAGCCCCAAGGAGCGGCCCAGGUUUGAGUCGCUGCGCUGCGAGCUCGAGAAAGCCCUGGAGGAGCUCCCCAGUCUCCAGGAAGGAGAGGAGAUCCUGUACGUGAACAUGGAGGAGCCCAUGGGGGGGCCUCAGGGCCGGGGGAGGGACGGGGCCCCGGAGCUGGGGGCCGUGGGGGGCCAAGACCCCUCCGACUGCCUCAAGGGGCCCCCCUUCUCCCUCCUGGGCCCCCCUCUCAAGGGAGGCUCCUGCGUCACCGCCGUUGAUGUGCACCACAGGUCGGGGAGGUAUGUGCUGUGCCCGGCCCAGCAGGAGAGCACCAGGAUGCUGAGGGCAGAGUCUAGGGAGAGCCUGGAGCUGAGAGAGGAGGGGGAAGGGGCAGAGGAGGGCCCCCAGCCACCUCCUUCCACACCUCCGCUGGGAGGCCACACACCAGGCAGCUGCAAACCCAAAGCCCCAUGGCAGUGACGGGCACUGAGCUGGGAGCUGUGGAGCCUGAACUGGUGUUGGAGGGGAUUGUGCGAUAACCCGACAACUGCUUUAUCCUUUGAGGAGCACUGAUCUACUGGGACUGACCACCACACACAUAACCUCUCGGCUUUUGUAAUCGCUGGGAGAGAAUUGAUCGAGGAAUGUGGGACUGAUCGUUAGACCAGUAGAAGUCCUCUGCUUUUUGAAAUACUAAAAAGAACUUUUGUAGAUUAAAUGACAGACGUGUCCACGAGAAGUCCUUCUCGGUGUCUUCACUGCCACCCUUUUCUCAGUCGCUGGGGGGACAAAGAACUGGGACUGACCAGACCAGUAACUUCACUGCUUUCCUUCCACAGUCACUGGGAGAGAACUGAGACAAUAUGAGACUGAUUACUAAACCAGCAACUUCAACGACAGACAGGUAUCUGGGACUGACCAUUGACUCUAAAAACAAGCUCAGCAAAGUCAAGGACAAACGUUUUGACUGGAAGUCUUUCUCAAUGUCUUCGCUGCACAGGAGAGAACUGUUUUGACAAUAUACUGGUACUGACCAGCUGACCAAUACUCCUGUCCUUCACGAUCACCGAGACACACGAUGAGAACGUCGGUAGGAAUCUGUGCAUUUCCAUGAGGGGAAAAAACCACAGUGCAGACUCUCGCAGCUCCCCAGUACAAUCCCACUGAAAAAUGAGUACAGUCCCCUAUCCAGUCUCCCAGUAGCAGGGAUUGAAACAAGACUCCCAUUGCAUAGCAGUUUGAUCCAUUCUCUGUUUUUACUAGGAGUUUAAUAGCAAGACGCACCCGA
Molecule: messenger RNA, 3671 nt
Organism: Polyodon spathula (Mississippi paddlefish)
Lineage: Eukaryota; Metazoa; Chordata; Actinopteri; Acipenseriformes; Polyodontidae
Product: tyrosine-protein kinase receptor UFO-like
Biological process (GO): platelet activation; natural killer cell differentiation; protein phosphorylation
Cellular component (GO): signaling receptor complex
Molecular function (GO): protein binding; ATP binding; transmembrane receptor protein tyrosine kinase activity
Source: RefSeq, a predicted model, not a curated record